This is a messenger RNA of Panicum hallii, 1591 nucleotides long. RefSeq names its product cyclin-A3-1-like. The coding region runs from base 1 to 1143 and encodes 380 amino acids. Lineage: Eukaryota; Viridiplantae; Streptophyta; Magnoliopsida; Poales; Poaceae. The record is from RefSeq and is a predicted model, not a curated record. Gene Ontology annotation, molecular function: cyclin-dependent protein serine/threonine kinase regulator activity. Gene Ontology annotation, cellular component: cyclin-dependent protein kinase holoenzyme complex; nucleus; cytoplasm. Gene Ontology annotation, biological process: regulation of cyclin-dependent protein serine/threonine kinase activity; mitotic cell cycle phase transition. The transcript is spliced from 7 exons.
AUGGCCGACAAGGAGAAUUCCGCCUGCGCCGCCGCCCCGCCGCGCCUCACCCGCGCCCAGGCCAAGCGCGCCGCAGCCGUCACGGCCGUCGCCGUCGCCGUCGCCGCCAAGCGCAAGCGCGUCGCGCUCACCGAGCUGCCCGCGCUCCCCAACGCCGCGCACGACGACGACGACUACUGCGCCAAGCCCGCCAGGAAGCAGCGCCUCCUCGAGCCCGAGCCCGAGUCCGAGCCCAAGCCCAAGCCCAGGGCCGCGCCCGCGUCCAAGGCGGCGCCUCCUCCCGCCGCGGACGGCGAGGAGGGGGACCCGCAGCUCUGCACGCCCUACGCCUCCGACAUCUACUCCUACCUCCGCUCCAUGGAGGCGCAGGCGAAGCGCCGCCCCGCGCUGGACUACAUCGCCGCCGUGCAGGUCGACGUCACGGCCAACAUGCGCUCCAUCCUCGUCGACUGGCUCGUCGAGGUCGCCGAGGAGUACAAGCUCGUCUCCGACACGCUCUACCUCACCAUCUCCUACAUCGACCGCUUCCUCUCCGACAAGGCGCUCAACAGGCAGAGGCUGCAGCUCCUCGGCGUCUCCGCCAUGCUCAUCGCCUCCAAGUAUGAGGAGAUCAGCCCACCGAAUGUGGAGGACUUCUGCUACAUCACCGACAACACCUACACCAAGCAGGAGGUUGUUAAGAUGGAGAGUGAUAUACUGAAUGUCCUCAAGUUUGAGAUGGGAAAUCCUACAACCAAGACGUUCCUGAGGAUGUUCAUCAGAUCUGCCCAAGAAGACAAUAAGAAGUAUCAUAGCCUCUCGCUGGAGUUCCUGGGAAGCUAUCUUGCUGAACUGAGCUUGUUGGACUACGGCUUGCUUCGCUUCUUGCCAUCACUUGUUGCGGCCUCGGUGGUGUUUGUUGCCAGGCUGACCCUUGAUCCACACACCAAUCCCUGGAGCAAGAAGAUGCAAACGCUGACAGGCUACAAACCAUCUGAGUUGAAGGACUGUGUUACUGCCAUACAUGAGUUGCAGCUCAACCGGAAAUGUUCAUCUAUGAUGGCGAUCCGGGACAAAUACAAGCAGCACAGGUUCAAGGGUGUAUCAGCAUUGCUACCUCCUGUUGAGAUCCCUGCACCAUACUUCAGGAAACUGAAGGAGUAGGUGUUCUUGCAUAAUCUAGCAAUGUCAAACACACUUUGAGCUUUCCUCAAGGAAGACGCGCAAUGAUGAGGUUGAGAAGUGACCUGUCAGUCCAGUUGGGGUACUGAGGGGUUCUUGAUGCUGCGUCUAGGCUCGAGGAGGAGCAUUUGGAGUUAAUUUAUUUGAAGUUGAAGCUCUGUAGUAGGCUAGACAUGUCAAAUCUUGUACCCAUGUAUCAUAAUUAUACAUUACAAUCAGAAGCCUUCUUUGUUGGGGGCACAAUUCCAAAAUUUUCAUUUAUUGGUCCUUGCACCAUUUUCUCCUUGAUCAUUUUUUUUCCCUCAUACAGUUCUAGUCCGGAACACAAAAGUAUCUAGUGGGUAGUUUUACACCAGAGGGCAGCUUAUGAAUGUAUUUAGAAUUCUAGAAGUUGGUAACACAAUAUGCAGAAAGUGAGACUCUUUGCACA